AUAAGCAACGAAAUUGUUCUUAUAUAGGUUUACACGUUUUCCUGACGUUUCUUUAUGAUCAGCUGACUCUUAUUGUCACGUUAACUCUGGGUGUCGUUAUAAUAAAGGUUUGUGUACAGAAUAUUUUAGAGGCUUUCUCUUCCAUUUGGAAUUGGAUUCAUGAUCUCCAGUACCGUAAAUUAACCCCCCUCUGAAAUAAACCCCCAAUCUCCUGCUCGAAUCUAUGUAGACUGAUAACUACCACUCCACCCUUCAAAAUUUCCUAUAAAGUGCCUUUUGCCUAAAGUGCAUUGUACCUUUUGCUGUUUUUCCAACAAAUUUGAUUUCCUUUAUUUAGAGAUUUCGUUUCGUUCAGGGUUUUUCAUGGCUUUUUCAAUCUUCAUUGAAUUUUGAAACUCGGUGUUCUCAACAAAAGUUUCAGUGCAGUAAAAAUAUGACGUGGGCAGGGGCUAAUUUCCAUGAAUUGGCCAACAUGUUAGAGGGGCUAUUCGCCUAUUCCUCCCCCCCCCCCUGGGAACACUUUAGGGACCGCGUUUCUGUAGCGUAUCAUAACUUAUACAUCUGCUAGCUGUCGCCUGUGCUGUUUAUGUGCGUGUGAUUACAAUGCAAUUAACCUUCUUAUCAAUGCUAAAUACUAGUCAGUAGGAAAUGGGAAUAAAAAGCCGAUUUUGAAUGAACAUAAUUUAAAUAUUUUGCAAAUUGAAAAAGCCAUUAUUCACAUUAUUUUGACGAAGGUUUGAAAACCUGAAAUUUUAUCCGGAGGAAGAGGACACUUUUUGCAACUGUGGAUCAUGAUCUGCUUCCCAUUUUGAGCUGUUCUAAAGGCAUGUUAAAGCUAAAAUCGUGCAGAUUCCUGGCAUUCACCCCUGGAUCCCCCGGGCUCCACCACCCUCCCCAGUUCCCCUGCUGUUUAGGUAAACUUAAUCUUUCCUACAAAAACGGACCUGGCAGAAAAUCCUGAAAAAUCCCCUGUUCAUCUUGCAGUUUGUCGUAGCCUCUUCAGUUCUCCGCUUGCUGAUGGUUGAAACAAAGAACGUGAGGUUUAUAAUAGCUGCAGGCCUUGCCCAAGUCAGUGAGUUCUCCUUUGUUGUUGGAAGUCGAGCUCGACGCCUCGGAUUAAUAACCAGAGAGGUAUGUCCAUAUGUAGCCUUUUUGGACCAGGAACUGGUCCCCAAUCCCUACUAAUCUUGUUGUUAUUGCUAGACAGAUUUAGAUCGAGUCUUCGAUCUAAAUCUGUCUGUUGUUGUUGUUGUUAGGGGGCGACGCUCUUCGAAAAAAGCCUAAAGCCGGUUUUCCACUUCGCCCGUAUCAUAGAAUAAAGAUCCAUAUAGAAGGGCCACUUACGUCGGAAGCUUUGAAGUUUCUGUCCUCGCGCAUGUCGCAUUACGCAUGUUGGCCGCCAUUUUCCUAGCCAGUCAAUGACAUUUUCUGGCCAAUAAACACGCUGUACUGGCUGGCUGCUCCGCCUUCUGGCCAGUAAACUGCAUAUUUUUGCAUAAAAAAACGAGGACACGUUGCACCCCUGAGUGGCCCUUCUAUAUGGAUCUUUAUUCUAUGCCCGUAUCGUAACGAACCGUACUGGUGAACAUGCGCAGAUUGAAAAGAGGUUUAUAAAUCCACGUACUUCCGGGUGUAUUCGCGUAUCAAAAUAAAAAGUUCGUCGCAAGUCAACUUUUUGGCGUACUACGGAAGUACUAACCAAUCAACAUUUACGAAAUUUUGAAAUUUAAAAACGUUUUUGAUACGUUUCGGUACGAUACGGUACGCUUGAAGUGGAAAACCGGCUGAAGGCUCCUUCAUUUUGAGUCCGAUCGUCAUGAAAUUUGACACGAUGAUUCCAAACGAUAUUCCUCAUCGACUGACGGUGUUCGAUUUUUUAUUUUCGAUUUAGGGGCAACGUACAAGCAAUUAUUGUCUGUAGGCGUGGAAUAAUUAUAUACAUAUCAUCAAUAUUCACAACAAACCCCAACCAUAACAAAGACAAUUGUUAAUUAUAAUUAUUAACAAUUUAAUCAAAAUUGAAUGGUUAGUCGCUGGUCCAUGACUGUCUUUGUUAUGGUUGGGGUUGUCUGUUAAUGACGUGGUAUUAGUAAGCUGAAAACCUCAAUUGCCCACCAAGAAUUAAUUCUUCACAGUUCACACACAAAUUGAACAAAUAUUUAAAAGCAUUAAUUGUUUGCUCAUAAUACUACACAGAAAAAUGCGCUAAUUGCAUCAAAGUGCACGUAAUUUGCACGUACACAAAUUUGCUUUAUAUUUGCACAUAAAGCAAAACAUUUAAGCAAACGCUGCCAAUAUAAAGCGACUCCACUUCGAGAACCAUCAUUUAAUUGUCUAGUUUUUCGUUCGACCAUUUAGAUCAUUUUGACAUAUUUAAUAAAAUGCCUCGCCGAACCAACAUGUAGUGCAAACAAUGCAAACGUUUGAGCUGUAAAACGAUCGAUCAACGUGGUGAUCAACGAACUGAUAACUUGCACGACAUACCAACUCGGCCAGUUCCUAUUCCAGUAGUACGAUCGUACUUCUUUAACUACUUCACUGCCCCUGUGUGAGCAAUUCCCCAAAGUAAGGUGCAUUCAAGUGAGGUGCAUUCUCGAUCCCAGAGCCAUUUUCACUCGGUCACUCGUUGAAAGUUAUAGGCUCUGGGUUAGACGACUAAAGGGAGACAUCUGCUAUUUCCCAGAAGUUGAGCACUUUCGCUAGGCAAAAUUAUUCUAUCAAAACAUGUCAACACAAAUACUUCGUUCUUCGUAAUACUUCUCUGUGAAAAUUGUUACGGGUGCUAAAGCAUCCCAAUUCAAGAGUAUGCGCUUUAGAAACUACUGCAAGUUUCAAAAAACUGCAAGUUUUCUUGCACUUCCGACUCCGUGUAUCCCAGGGUCUAUGAAGGUCGCGCGCGGCCAAGAGGAUGAGUGAGGUGCAAAACGAUCUCCAGGGAGGUGGGCACCUCCUCUCAAAAUCCGGCCAUGAAAUGGAAUUUUGGAAACCCGAUUUUAUUUUUAAAACUAUAUGGAUGAACACAGUGAACUUCUGUCCCCGGCUGAACUUAAUUAUUGUCUUUUCUUUCAGAUUUAUUUGAUCAUCCUAAGUGUAACGUCACUUAGCCUAUUUAUCGCGCCAUUAUUGUGGAAAGUCGCACUAUGGAGAUAUGCUGGAAGACGUAUUCAUGCGCCUUAUAUACUGGUCAAGAUCAUUUCAAUUCUGUUCAAUAAACUGGUACAGCUUUUUCCAAUGUAGAUUAUUUGUACAAUGUUUCUGCUUGUACAAUGUACAAUGUACAAUGUGCAAUGUACAGGGGAUAGUCGUACGAAAGCCGCGGAUAUUCACCAGCUAUUAUUCUGCGAACUCGAGUCUAUGCAUGAGCUGACAUAAUUUUCUGAUUUCUGUUCAUGUUUUUAUCUGUUGUUUUCAAAAAUAUCGUUUUUAACCAGUUUAAAUAUAGAAAAUUUAUUUGCCAACCUCUGAACAAUUGCUGGGCGUUUUUUCAGUGUGUUAUUAUUCCUGCUAAGGCUAUAAAAGCGAAUAACUUGCUGUUUCCUCGUUCGCAAACUAGGAUUGCGAGAAGAGAGCCAACCAGAUCGCAGAAUAGCUUAUAUCCGGUAGCUGUCUACAUAAUAAAGCGCAAUUAGCCUUUUUAGAACAGGGAUAGCAAGCAGUGAAAAUGAAACUUUCUGUAACUAUAGUUGCAAGUAUAAUCAUUAUAAAUCGAUUCACAGUUAAAUAUUUGAAAAAUUAUUUUCACAUCGCUUAGAUCUUUCACGUUGUUUAUAAAAUAGUACCCAAAAAUGGCGGAUUUAGACGGCCGAUUUUUCCGCCAUUUUGGGGGUACUGCCUACAACUUUUUAUUAUUAGAGUUGUUUGUAUAUAAUGGUAAAUUUACAGUUUCAACUUUUAAAAGUCGC
Messenger RNA from Paramuricea clavata, 3902 nucleotides. The record is from the annotation of a GenBank genome assembly. NCBI's taxonomy places the organism in Eukaryota, Metazoa, Cnidaria, Anthozoa, Malacalcyonacea, Plexauridae.